ACCCAGACAUUUCGAUCCUGUUUCAAAAAGCUGUCGAUGAAAGCGAACUAUCCAAAUAUCCGGUUUGUUAUUUCUUUCAAAAAGACAUUUUAAUGAGAAAAUGGAGACCACCGGAUGUUUCGGCAGAUGAUGAAUGGGCAGUUAAGUUUCAAAUUGUGAUUCCAAAAGCCUAUCGGUAUGAAGUUCUUAGCUUAGCACAUGAAACUCUGUUAGCCAGACAUUUAAGUACAAGGAAAACAUUGCGCAAAAUUUCCGAACAUUUUUACUGGCCGUCGUUAAGGAAAGAUGUUGCUGAAUUUUGCCAGUCAUGCCAUAUGUGUCAGAUGGUUGGGAAACCGAAUCAAACUAUUCCUAAGGCACCAUUAUGUCCAAUUCCGGCGUUUGAGGAACCAUUUACCUGA
Paramuricea clavata is the source of this 401-nucleotide messenger RNA. Lineage: Eukaryota; Metazoa; Cnidaria; Anthozoa; Malacalcyonacea; Plexauridae. The record is from the annotation of a GenBank genome assembly.